GCAUGGUUGAUUUCUACAGGACUGAGUAAAAUACAACCGUUUUCGUAAAAUUAUUAUGAAAAUGGAGUGGAAACCUGAAGAAGAAGGACUAAGACAAAUACUUACACUUCUUAAGGAGUCUCAAUCACCAGACACUGCUACUCAAAGAGCAGUUCAACAAAAAUUGGAAGAAUUAAAUAAAUAUCCCGACUUCAACAACUAUUUAAUUUUUGUAUUGACAAAUUUGGUCACUGAAGCAGAACCAACAAGAUCUUUAAGCGGUUUAAUAUUGAAGAAUAACGUAAAAGCGCGUUAUAACAGCUUUUUACCUGAAGUAGCUGAGUUUAUUAAGCGAGAAUGCUUAUCAGCGGUUGGAGAUCCUUCCCCACUGAUUCGGGCUACUGUAGGUAUAAUUAUAACAACUAUAGCUAGCAAGGGAGAACUCACAUCAUGGCCAGAACUAUUGCCAGCAUUAUGUCAGAUGCUUGAUUCACAGGAUUACAAUGUUUGUGAGGGAGCAUUUGGGGCUCUACAGAAAAUAUGUGAAGACACAGCAGAGCUACUAGACAGUGAUGCCUUAAAUAGACCCUUAAAUGUUUUGAUACCUAAAUUCUUACAGUUUUUCCGUCACUCGUCACCUAAAAUAAGAUGUCAUGCUAUUGCCUGCGUCAAUUAUUUUAUUAUGGGAAGAACACAAGCAUUGAUGCUACAUAUUGAUUCCUUUAUAGAGAACUUAUUUCACUUGGCAGCAGACGAAGAUCCAGAUGUUAGAAAAAAUGUUUGUCAUGCUUUAGUGUUACUCCUAGAAGUUCGAUUAGAUCGACUCAUACCAUACUUACCUAACAUUAUCGAGUACAUGUUAAUGCGUACACAAGAUGCUGAAGAGGGUGUAGCUUUAGAAGCAUGUGAAUUUUGGUUAUCGUUAGCCGAACAGAAUGUUUGCAGAGAGGUGCUGGGCCCGCGCCUGCCCGCGCUGCUGCCGGUGCUGGUGCGCGGCAUGCGCUACUCGGUGAUGGACGUCAUCCUGCUGCGCGGAGACCGCGACGACGACGCCGACGACGCGGAGCCCGAUCGCGAGUCCGACAUCCGGCCGCGCUUCCACAAGCCGCGCUCGCACACCAUCAAGCAUAACGCCGGCGCGGGCGACAGCAACAUGUCGGGCGGCGGCGAGUCGGAGGACGAGGAGGAGGGCGGCGGCGACGACGACGGCUCGCUGUCCGACUGGAACCUGCGCAAGUGCAGCGCCGCCGCGCUCGACGUGCUCGCCAACGUGUUCGGCGCCGACCUGCUGCCCGUGCUGUUCCCCAUCCUCAAGGAGACGCUGUUCCACGACGACUGGGUCAUCAAGGAGAGCGGCAUCCUGGCGGUGGGCGCGGUGGCGGACGGCUGCAUGGGCGGCAUGGUGCCGCACCUGCCCGACCUGGUGCCCUACCUCGUGUGCUGCCUGGCCGAGAGCAAGGCGCUGGUGCGCGCCAUCACGUGCUGGACUCUGUCCCGCUACUCCCACUGGAUAGUGUCGCAGUCGCACGACCUCUACCUGCGACCCGUCAUGACCGAGCUUUUAAAACGAGUCCUGGAUAACAACAAACGCGUACAAGAAGCCGCGUGUUCCGCCUUCGCCACAUUAGAAGAAGAGGCUUGUACAGAACUCGUUCCAUACUUGGGCCACAUCCUGCAGACGUUAGUGUACGCUUUUGGCAGAUAUCAGCACAAAAACUUGUUAAUAUUGUACGACGCUAUCGGUACAUUAGCGGAUUCAGUGGGACACCAUUUAAACAAGCAGGAGUAUAUUGAUCUAUUGAUGCCGCCCCUUAUAACGAAGUGGAAUGUCUUAAAGGAUGAAGAUAAAGAUUUAUUUCCGUUACUUGAGUGUUUGUCAUCAGUCGCCACAGCUCUGCAGUCAGGAUUCCUACCGUAUUGUGAACCAGUUUUCAGGAGAUGUGUGUCACUAAUAGAACAAACAUUAAAUCAAAAUAUUGCAAACAGCCAGAGUCCAGAACAAUUCGAGGCACCAGACAAAGACUUUAUGAUAGUCGCUUUGGACUUGCUGAGCGGUCUCGCGGAAGGCUUGGACGGACACAUCAAUCAUUUAGUGUUGAACUCUAAUCUUAUGCAACUUUUGUACCAGUGUAUGCAGGAUCCAAUGCCAGAGGUUCGGCAAUCAUCGUUCGCGCUACUGGGCGACUUGACGAAGGCGUGCUUCCAACACGUGCUGCCCUACAUACCGGAGUUCCUGCCCAUACUCGGCAUGAACCUCAACCCCGAGCUCAUCUCAGUCUGCAACAACGCCACGUGGGCCAUCGGAGAGAUCAGCAUCAAACUAGGACCGGAAACAUCGAAGUACAUACCUCUCGUACUGAGUCAUCUCGUAGACAUCAUCAACAGGCCCAACACGCCUAAGACGUUACUCGAAAACACAGCGAUUACUAUCGGUCGGCUAGGUUAUGUGUGCCCCCACGACGUCGCACCCGUUUUACAUCAAUUCGUACGCCAGUGGUGCACGUCGCUGCGGAACAUCCGCGACAACGACGAGAAGGACUCUGCGUUCCGCGGCAUCUGCCAGAUGAUCCAGGUGAACCCGGGCGGCGUGGUGCCCGACUUCAUGUUCUUCUGCGACGCGGUGGCGUCGUGGUCGCACCCCAAGGACGACCUGAAGGAGAUGUUCACGAAGAUCCUGCACGGGUUCAAGGCGCAGGUGGGCGACGAGAACUGGCGCCGCUUCACGGACCAGUUCCCCGUGCAGCUCAGUGCGCGCCUGUCCGCCAUGUGCGGCAUCUAGGCGCCGGCCCGUAGCGAGACCGGAACGGAGUACGUUUGUUUAUUUUCGAAUUGAUUUUGUCGCGGACGGUGUCCCUCUCGCAACGUAGAGAGUCGUGGACGGUCCGUCGGUCGCCGUAAUAUUCCAUAGUGGAAACUUGUGAAAUUUUAAUAACAUAGUGCUGACGUUUAGCGUUGUUAUCGCACAUCGAAUCGGACCGAAGUCGUUUCGUGAUUAAAAUCGACGCGUGUUAGACCGUUCGAUAUCGAGUACGUAUGAUUGUCUGCUUUGGUUUGUGACGAGCGCGAUGUCGUCGCUGGUAUAUUAUAGCUUACAGUGGAGUCGAUGUCCAUAUGCCUUCGUAUGUAUUAAUUUUAGUACCGUUCUUGACGAUCACUGUUCUGCCAUUGUUUCGUGCGCUUGUGUUAUCUUAAAUAUUGACUAACAUUUGUACCAAGUGUAUCCCUUUAGACGUUAAUUGUGAACAUUUUAAUAGUUUUUGGAUAAUGUAUACUGAGAAAUUAACAAAAAAGUUUAUACACAUAUUUGUCUAAAAGCAUUUAUUCGUGUCUCCACUAGGCUUUUCUUUCGAUUAUAUUUUUAAGUAUAUAAAAAUUGAUGUGUUAACUACUAUUUUAAAAUACAAAUUACAAGACUUAGUAAAAUCGAGAAUUUAUGUCAACUGUGAUUUGUGACUGGUUUAUUUUGACUAAUAUAUGUGUACGAAUAUAUGUCGAUGUCGAUGUAGAUAUACUGCUUUGAUAGAUUUUACGCGGGCUAGAUAUCUGCUAUAUAAUAUACCAAAUAGUAUUUUUACGUUGUAUUUUAUUUAAUGGAUUUGUAUGUUGAGUUGCCCUCGUCGAAUGAAUUCUUGUGAUGUUGACUCUUGCUUCCUAUCAAAAUUGUAUAAUCUAUAUUUUUAUUAACAUUUAUUUUUCCCUUCGAAAAAUAACACCCUCGUCUGUGUAUCUAAAACGUAUAAAUAAUAAGUUUUAGAAAAAAAAAAAUCACACAUAGAAAAUAUAUGCAAUAUUAUUUGAUAUCGUGUAAAGAAAAGUAACUACUUAUAUAAUAUAUUAAAAAAGAAUAUUAGAAUAUGCUGGAAGUAAUAUUUUUUUGCAGUUGGCAUGGCGACGGUUGAUUCACGACGGGCAACUUGUACGAUUGAUAUAAAGUAUUGUUUAUGUGUAUAUUAAAUGAAAAUAUUUUUAUGUAUAUGUAAAUACAUAUUGAGUUGUAUAUUAUAUUACUAUAUGCAAAUAAAAUUGUUACCUUUUAUUUUUAUAAAAGCUAAAAGUCUGACUUUAAACACUUGUUAUGUCAUAUAUUUUUUUUUUCAGAUAUAUCAGGCUCCUUUCUAAAAAUUUGAAAUAAUGUCGAAAUAUAAAUGAAUACUAGUAUCGGUAAUUGAGAUCGUCAUGAAAUAUUUUAGAUCAUUUUUUUUUAAUAUUUUAAAAAGUUAUUGUAAUUAUUUUUAUAAAUACGAAAGACGUUUUAGAAGGGAGCCUGUCAAGUGGGGAUCUGAAAAUUUGUAGUUCGAUUGAACAUUAGUAUAUUUUGCAAUCGCGUAGGGUUAAGUAUGCAGUGGAAUAUUAAGGGUUUUUCGGGGAAACAGUUAAAUUUACAUUCCUUGGGGAUUUCAUUUAUUUUUCGGUCUCAUAUUCGAUUGAAAUUAUCCGGACGGUAUAUAUUAAUCGUUAUAUACAACUAAAUUGUGUGUAAUAUUCGUAUAUGUAUCACCCACAAGUGCGUCCCUGAUGUCCAAGUCGUUCCUCCCCCGAGUCCCGUCUAGUCCCAGUCCUCGUCGAGUGCCAACGAAGCCCGAUAGCGCCCGUUGCGGUAUGAGCGCUCACAUGAACGGAACGUGAGUAUUUCCACACGAAUGUAGGAACACGAACUUUUAAAGUAAAGUCAUAUUUUGGUAGCUCCACUUCUCCGAACUGCGGUUGAAAUUUUUAUAUCGGACACAUUAUUUUAUAAGCGAAACGCGAACUUUACGGGUGAUCUCGUAAUUUAUAUUUUAAGGUUAGUAGAUUUUGUCGACAUUUUUAAAUGUAGUAUCGUUUUCCUAAAAACCGUGAUAAUAGCUGUUUAAGUGUUUGCGUGAGUGUGUGAGUGAGCGAGGCGUUCGUGGGGCACUUCCCAUCCUCCGGCCGGUCUGCGUCUUAGUUGUAUCGUACAAUUGUGACCGUAAUGUUUUGUGUUGUGAAUCGUAAAUUUAAUUAAAUUUUGUACGUGGUUAAGACAUCAAUACCGUUUUUAUCGAGUUAUGUAUCUUUUUCUAAUACAAUUUGGUGAUUCUGGACAUUAUUCGAUUUACCUUAACGAGACCUCAUCCACGGUUAAAACUUUGAUAAAAUGUUGCAACAGAUUUUACAUGUUUUUUCGUAUUCUGUUUUCGAGUCACCAAGUUUCUAUUAACAAUUUUUUAAGCGUUGAAAUACAUAAAUUAUAAUUGGUCAGUACAUUUAAAAUCAUUUGAGACAAUCAUUCAAAUGGAAUAGAUUAUGAUGUCGCGUAGUUGUUUGUAUAAAUACUCGAAGCGCCUUCACCCUUGUUUGAUGUUUGAGGAUAUGUAUUUAGUCGUCGUCGAAAUUAAUUAUAUAAAUCGUACUUACAUGUAUCUAUUUUGAUAUUUGUAUUGUAUUUAUAAUAUUUAUGAAUAUUUUCUGUAAUACUUUAUUUAUUAGUUAUAUUUUAACUAUUAAACAAGUAAACGUCGCUUACAGUUGUCAGUUAUUGAAAAGAAUGUAGCUAUCGCAUGUGAAGCACUUAAAAUGGGGGCUGGUAGCUUUAGCCGAUUACAAUAGACUUAAAAUUUAAUCCGUUUAAUAGCAAAAAUUAGGUACGUAUUAAAUAAAAUGUAUUUUUAUUUUAUUUUGUAAAUUGUGCAUUGUUUAGUUACGAAUCUUCAAAGGCAUAUUUUUUUGGGUACUUCGUUUGUCUCGUACAAAUAGUUUUGAAAUGUUAGUACAGUAAAGAUUUUGUAUGUUUUUUUUUAGAACAGCUUGCUUCACGUUGAACAAAAACCAGAUUUGUAUAAUUCGAAAGCAUCGUAAUGUCCUUAGAUGAACUGUGAUCAUUAUACAAAUUCACUUAGGUACUAAUUUGUAUCACGAAACUAUCCAUUUCGAUUCAAUUCGUGCGAAACAAAAUUGUAUAUUAUAUACCUACUAAAGUCGCAAUGCAUUGUCAUGUGUUUUUAACUUGUUAAUAUUUUACACUUCAUAAACUAAAAAAUAAACCUCAGAAAAAUCAUUGAUUUAAAAAUCUUACAGUGAAAAGUUAAUGUUGUUUUGAUUUUCUUUAUCUGUUUGGUAAAAAAAAAAUUAUAAUAGAAUGUCUGCUUGUUUUCCGGCCCCCGUAAUGAGUUGUGGCUGUUUUUCGUUCGGUAGAUCUUGGGAGUACAGUCGAGUACAAAUUUCAUAUAAAAUCGAGAUUAAUAAAGUCAUUCCUACCUCUAAUCUAAGGCCUAAAUAGCCGAAGACGUGUCAACAAAUUCUUGUUAUUUUAUAAACAUAUAUAAAAAAAUAUAUCUGUACUCAUUUUUAUCAAAAUUGUCCAUAAUUUACAGUUUGCAGUUCAUACUGCGCAUCGUUUAGUGUACCUAUGUAUGUAUAAGUUCUGGUUGUAAUACAUUGACCUCACCAUAGACAUUCUUUUACCAUACAUUUCGUUAAUAAAGCACUCAUU
Molecule: messenger RNA, 6430 nt
Organism: Vanessa atalanta (red admiral)
Lineage: Eukaryota; Metazoa; Arthropoda; Insecta; Lepidoptera; Nymphalidae
Gene: Tnpo
Product: transportin-1
Exons: 15
Coding region: 56-2758 (900 amino acids)
Biological process (GO): protein import into nucleus
Cellular component (GO): nucleus; cytoplasm
Molecular function (GO): nuclear import signal receptor activity; small GTPase binding
Source: RefSeq, a predicted model, not a curated record